AUGGAUAAUGACAGAAGUUUUUACCUCACACUUGUUAGUAACAAAAGUACUGAAUUUUAUCCUAAUAAUAAUGCAUCAGAAUUUAGUAUACAACUACCACGUGCAAUCAAUUUGGAAGGCGAGUGGGUUAUUGGCCUCUGUGAUAGAAAUAUAGCUGUCGGUUUUUUACAUAUCUAUCCUCAAGAAUGUUGUAUAGGUGUUGAUGUAACACAGUCUGGGGUAUCAGCUUCGAAUAGUACAUAUCCCUACAGAGCAUACAUUGAAACAACACUUAUUUAUGGAUUUGAUGCAACAAAUAGUCAUCUCCAACUAGCAUUAUGGUAUCCUGACACACCUGGGCGUAUGAAUGUCAAUAGUGUUGCUGCCGCAGAUGCAAAAAAUGAAGGCUUAGUUGCCCGAUGUGUUCAUACGAAUGUAGGCCAACAAUUUGAGAUGAUUGGUCAUCUACACGUUGAUGUAUUCAACCAGGAAAAAUUUUUAUUGAAUGGGAUUGAAAUGAAAAUUAAUCUCACACGGUCAAAACAAGAAUUUUGUUUAAUGGAUGCCUCAAACGACAAGGAUUAUAAAAUACAAAUAUUAGAAGCGUCAUUGGCUGUACGCCGAGUCAAGCUAAAUCCUCAUAUUAUGAUUGCUCAUGCAAAAGCCUUAGCGAAAACGACAGCUAAAUAUCCCCUUACUAGAGUGGGGGUCAAGAGUUUUUUACUCACCGCGGGAAUCCUCGGAAAUUGUCUCUACAAUAUUAUUAUUGGUACUUUGCCUAAGCGAGUUGUUAUUGGAUUCGAUGAUAACCGUGGCUUCAAUGAUAAUAGGGGCCAUUAUCCAUUCUACUUUCAACAUUUCAAUAUAAAUUUUCUAUGUCUUUACGUUGAUGGUAAACAAAUACCCGUAAAACCGUUGCAGCCUACAUUUUCCGAUCAUAUAUUUGAUGCUGAGGCAUAUCCUACACUUUUUUCUGGUACUGGCAUCUAUUUUGGGGACCAUGGCAUGCAAAUAGAUAGAAAUGAAAGCUAUAGAAAAGGUUAUACGUUAUUUGCUUUUGACUUAACACCAGAUCUUUCCGCACAUAGUGCUGGUCAUUGGAACUUAAUUAAGAGUGGUAGCCUAUGUAUUGAAGUACGCUUCAGUGAAGCUUUGGCGCAAGUCGUUAAUUAUCUUGUUUAUGCCGAAUAUGAUAAUAUUAUUGAAAUAGACUCCAGCCGUCAAGUUAUAAUGGAUUAUAGUAAUUAA
Aphidius gifuensis is the source of this 1227-nucleotide messenger RNA. RefSeq lists its product as uncharacterized. Gene Ontology annotation, cellular component: cytosol. The coding region runs from base 1 to 1227 and encodes 408 amino acids. Gene Ontology annotation, biological process: deoxyribonucleotide biosynthetic process. The transcript is spliced from 2 exons. The record is from RefSeq and is a predicted model, not a curated record. Gene Ontology annotation, molecular function: ribonucleoside-diphosphate reductase activity, thioredoxin disulfide as acceptor. Lineage: Eukaryota; Metazoa; Arthropoda; Insecta; Hymenoptera; Braconidae.